AAGGAAUAAGUAUAUUAUCUCUUAAUUUAUAAUUUAAUAGCUCGGCAUAAAUGAACUGUUGUUGAUAUCGACCAUAUCUCAAAAGAUCUGGCAGCACUGGCUGCUUGUUUACGUUUAGUAUGCCAGCUGAGCGCGUAUUGAGAGCAUUUUUACGUUCUUGCUGUUUAUACCUUUGUCAAAUAGCUAAAAAUUAAUAAAAAUGGAUGAGGAGGAGCAUCUACAUCGUUUCGGUACACCAUUAGAGCCAUUGGAAAAGGAUGAGGUGCCUGCUAAGAAGCCAUUGUCCAUCGAAGAUCAAAUUGUGAAAGAUGAAAAUGGCAAGAGAAGAUUUCAUGGUGCGUUCACCGGUGGCUUUAGUGCUGGUUUUUGGAACACUGUCGGUUCACUGGAGGGUUGGACACCGCAGAAUUUCAAGAGUUCCCGCGGCGAAAAAGCAGCUGCAGUUCAACAGCGACCGGAAGACUUCAUGGACAAAGAAGAUUUGGGAGAAUUCGGCAUAGCACCACAAGGCAUACGUACACGUGAUGAGUUCGCCAAGGACAGCGAGAAGGAGCAGCGCACCGGGCAGCGCAAGCGUAAGCUUAUGCAGCCACAGAUGGAUGGUCCAAUUCCCGGUGUCCCUGUUUUGGAGCAACUGUUGCGUCCAGUGCGCGACAAAGUCGCUGUGCGCAUCUUGAAGAGCAUGGGCUGGAAGCCGGGACAAGGUGUUGGACCGCGACAGACGCGCAAGGAAAAGCGACAGACAACGGCUCGCAAUCAAAGGGAACAGUAUCUGCUGGAGCACUAUGGCAACGAGGGAUUACCUAGCAGCAGCAAAGCUGAUGAUGAUGAAGAGCCGGAGGAGGAGGACGAUGAGGAUAUAACCUUUGCCCCCGAUGAUUAUGAGCCCAUUUUCUAUACGCCCAAAGAGAAUCGCUUCGGUAUGAGCUACUCAGGCUUGAGUCGUGCCCCGGUGCUCUCCAAGGGUAGCACACCAGCGGCUCCCAUGCAGCACAUCAAUCUGUUUGGUCAGCUAGAGGCGGCGGCCAAGCAGAAACAACUUUCUAUACGCGGUCAGGCGUUUGGUGUGGGCGCUUUUGAGGAGGAGGACGAUGAUAUAUAUGCCCGAGAUGAUAUGACACGCUACGAUUUCUCGUUGGCCGACAAACAGCCUAAGAAGAAGAAGGUGGAGUAUGUUCAGCAGCGGCAUGUUAUCGAUGGCUUCAGCGAGGAUAAAAGCAACAGUACACUAUCACAGCCUUAUACCAUCGACUUGCCACGUGAUUUUCAGCCACGCAAUUGGUUGCAUCGCCGCAGUCGAUUUGCACCAAUGGAUGCGCAAAGGGCUCGCAGGUUGGAGCAGGCGCAAGAACAUAAGAAGGCGGGUCUGGGUAGACAUGAUCUUAAUCCCGAGCAGCGUGCUGAGCUGUUGGGCGAAGUGGUGCAGACAACGAAAAAAAAUCCUUUCAAAAUAGCGACAAGCGUGAGCAAUCAACAGGAGCGUAGCAAAUCCUUGCUAGAGCUGAUCAGCGCUAAGAGUGAUAACUUUACCAAGGGAGGACUCAUUACAACAACGGGUGAGGAGCAGCUAGCGCCAUCGCCAUCGCCUGCUGUGGAGCUCAAUAAAGAAUUGCAGCAAACAAAUGCUUCCAUCUUGCAGCAGGCGGCAUCCAAAACCAAGAACUUGGCGUCAACAACACCUUCAGGCGGCUUCAAGCCCUUCCUCGCGGACGAAGCUAAACAGCAGCGAUAUGAACAGUUCCUUAGUGCAAAAUUGAAAGAUGACGCAGAAAUUACUCAAUUUCUGGCCGAUUUACAGCCGGUAACGUUAUCGCUGUGGGAUCGCGAAAUGGAGAAAAAAGAAUUUAUACAGGCAUCGAAAAUCUAUCGUCCUUUAGCUGGUCUCAUGCUUGAUAGAUUUGUAUCGGAGGCUACGGUGCAGGCGGAACAGCAGCAGGAGCAGCUUAAGCCAACGGAGCAAAAGAAAAUCGUGAUGACGCGCACAAAGAGCAUGUGGAAACCCAAUGCACUGCUGUGUAAGCGCUAUAACAUUGCUGAACCCUUUGGAGGAGCAUUACCCGAUCCCGAAAAGGAUCUUAAAGGAAAGCCUAAAAUGUCCAUUUUUGAUUAUCUGGAAACCUCAAUCAAUACCAAGGCAAACUUUCAAACACCCAACAUAAUACCCAAGCAUAUAGAGCCGCCUCAGAAGCCGAGUCUACCAUCAGAGCAACCCAAGGUUGCGGUCGAACUGCCACUUAAAUCUGUAGAACAGUCAGCUAAGCCAGUAGAAAUGAUCGACAGAUCAGAAACUGCAUCCGAAACCCCUGCUAUCAAGCCUAGUUUUGUGCCAAGAACGCCACUCGAGCUGGCUGUGGAUGCGUCACGUGAUCAGCCCAUUUCGGAAAAGACAGAUCUCUUCAGAAGCAUAUUUGACGACAGCGAUGAAGAGACGGAUACGAAACCCGCUGCAGUCGAAGAAGAGGCACAACAGACGGCUGCGGAGAAAUUGGCUGCUAUGCAGGCUGCUCUGGGCAUACCAAUCACUGCAGCCGUACCCGCGUCCGCGGCAGCUGCCAAUGUGCUGCGCAACAACUCACCGCCUCGGGGAUUAUUUGCAGCGCUCUUUAAGCCCAGCGAAGAGCAGCCAUCCAAACCCAAAUUUGCACCCAUUGAGGGCAACAAAUUGAAAAUUGCAUACAAAUCACGCGAGGAGCGACUGAAGAAUGACAAGGAACUGGCCAUGGCAGAAGUUCCGCCCGAAGAACUCUAUGGCCCCAAGUUGCCCAGUCAACUGAAGCAGCCGCCACCAGGUAACAAUUCAAAGCACGCGGAGGCCAGUAUAGAUGCCAAGCUGCAGCAACUGUGGCAGCAACAUGCGCCAAGCAAACGCAAGACGGAGCAUUGGGUGGAGCGUACAAUGAGUAGUAGCGACCAUAGCGCUGAUAGCGAUGAGGAUAGCUCGGAAAGUUCCGAUUCCAGUAGUUCCAAAGCAAAACGUGCGAAGUUAAAGAAGUCGCACAAGAAAUCCAGUGGUAAAAAGUCUAAGAAAUCAAAACAAAAAGUUAAGAAAAAGUCGAAGAAGAGCGAAAAAUCUAAGCACAAAUUGAAGAAGAAGAAAAGCAAGCACUAGCUUUUUUUUAUUAUACGUAAAU
Molecule: messenger RNA, 3131 nt
Organism: Drosophila albomicans
Lineage: Eukaryota; Metazoa; Arthropoda; Insecta; Diptera; Drosophilidae
Product: G patch domain-containing protein 1 homolog
Exons: 3
Coding region: 200-3109 (969 amino acids)
Biological process (GO): mRNA processing
Cellular component (GO): nucleus
Molecular function (GO): RNA binding
Source: RefSeq, a predicted model, not a curated record